This is a messenger RNA of Erythranthe guttata (spotted monkey flower), 2000 nucleotides long. NCBI's taxonomy places the organism in Eukaryota, Viridiplantae, Streptophyta, Magnoliopsida, Lamiales, Phrymaceae. The record is from RefSeq and is a predicted model, not a curated record.
UAUUCUAAUGUUCUUAUGUUGGUGCAAUGAUGGAUCUUACAGGAACCCGGUAUUGGCAGUGGAGUUAGUGAGGAAAAAAUGGCGUCAUUGUUAAAAAUGAAUUUCUCUUUGGAUGAAGUCCGUUUUGCUAUGGAUAGACUUGGAAAACAUGCUUCUAUUGAUGAAUUAGUGAACUUCAUUUUUGCUGCAAGGAUGGCCAAAAAGUAUGAAAAAGAUGCAAAUAAUCCAUUUCCUGGAGAUGACAACUGCAACAAUGAGGCCUUAUUUGGUAUUAUGGACAAGACGCUCCGAUUGCUCGAAAUGGGUUUUACUGAAAAUCAAAUUUCAGCUGUUUUUGAGAGAUGUGGUUCAGAAGCACUUCUGACAGAUCUUGCCGAAUCAAUUAUUACUGGUGGUGCUGAACCGGAUGCUCAUAAGUACUCUUCACCUUUGAGCAAGCAAAGUGUCCAACUUAAUUGCCGAUCUCUGAAAAGAAAGACAACAGGAGAUUUUCUAAUGAAUCAGCAGCCUCUUAGCUCGGUAUUGAUAAAAACCGAGGAAUACAGUUCAGAUGUUGUACCUGAACCCGACUUGCUUGAGAGAUUGAAAGGCAAGAGGCCAAAAGAAGAACAUACUGAUGAUGAGCCAAACAACUGGCUGAAACCAAAAGAAGAAUUUAUGGAAGACACGAGCAAUUCCGAGGGUAGGAUGUGGCUAGAAGCAAGAAGAGGGAUCUCCAGUUCGACAAAUAAUCGAGUAGCAGCCUCGCGAAGACGGGUUUUGGGAAUUCUAGAAGAUAGAAACCCCACCAUGUCCAUGCCCAAUCCUUGCAAGAGUCUUACUAGUGUAGUAGCUAAACCUCCGUAUUUCUUUUACGGAAAUGUGACUAGCUUAUCUCAAGACUCUUGGGCAAGAAUUUCCCAGUUUCUGUAUUCCUCACAACCCGAAUUUGCAAAUACUCAAUUAUACUCCGCAUUGAGCAGAAAGGAAGGCUAUAUACAUAACCUCCCCAUUGAAGAUAGAUUUCACAUUCAUCCAAAGGGGCCAAUGACUAUCGAGGAAGCUAUACCACAUUCAAGAAAAUGGUGGCCAUCAUGGGAUGACAGGAAGCAACUAAGCUACAUCAGUUGUGAAACGAGUGGAGUACCCCUUCUAUGUGACAAGCUUGGAAGAAUUUUGGCUGAUUGUAAUGGGCUUCCAUCGGCUGAACAACGUAGACAAAUUCUCCAACAAUGUCGGGAGAAAAAUUUGAUUUGGGUAGGCAAAUAUAAGUUGGGUCGACUAGAACCUGAACAUUUAGAGCGAAUAAUGGGUUAUCCGUUCCAACACAGUCAAGUUGCUGGAUUUGGCGUGCCCGAUCGACUUGGAUCACUUAAGCACUCGUUUCAGACGGACACUUUAGGGUACCAUCUUUCAGUUAUGAGGCGUUUAGUACCUGGAGGAGUGGUUAUUUUGUCGUUUUUUAGUGGUAUAGGUGGAGUCGAAAUCGCUCUCCACCGACUUGGCAUUGUUUUGAAGGGUGUGGUUUCUGUUGAAACUUGUGAGGUGAAACGCAAAAUUCUGAAGAAGUGGUGGGAGAGUAGUGGGCAGAGCGGAGAGUUGAUUCAGAUAGAGGACAUCAACAAGUUAUCCAGUCGCAGACUUGAAGAUUUGAUGAAGAAGUUCAAAGGAUUUGAUCUUGUGGUGUGUCAGAACCCGUAUUCGGCUGCCGAUAGUGAUAACUUGUCUGGGUUGGAUUUUUCUAUGUUUGCAGAGUUUGUGAGAGUUGUACAACGUGUAAGGUCUACAAUGGACGGAGACAGAUAGAUGAUUUUAUGACCACGAUCAAACAGUCCCUUUUGUUUUUGUUUUUUUGGUACUAAUAUUAUUAUUUGUAGUGAAUGUAUUUUGUCUAAUUUUUUUAAGUUUGGCUCCUCUGAAAUCCAAAAUACCUUUGAGAGACUCAAAUAGUUCAUAUGUAUGUUGGCGCAUUAAACCAAUCGAAUGUAUUUUUUUAAUGAUAAUGUUUGAUUUAUAACAAA